AUGGUAUGCAUAGCUGCAGCCUUCGUUGCGAUGCGUUUCACCUUCAAGGGCACCGUGUCGAGGAUGGACUUUGGCUACGACGACUGGUGCGUGCUGGCGACACUCAUAGCCGCUAUACCCAGUGCCGUCAUCACUGUUUUUGGCACUGUGAAGAAUGGACUUGGCCAAGAUCUCUGGACCCUGACCCCGACGGAGAUCACUCAGAUGCUGCAAUAUUUCUACAUUAUGGCCUGGCUCUACUUCACGCAGCUUAUGCUGUUGAAACUCACGUUACUGUUCUUCUACAUCCGCGUGUUCCCCAGCAAAGGCGUUCAACGACUACUAUGGGGUACAAUCGUCUUCACCAUACUCUGGGGUGUCGCCUUCAUCAUCGUCGCGAUAUUUCAAUGCCAGCCCAUCCAGUACUUCUGGACAAAAUGGGAUGGCAUGCACGAAGGUACUUGUCUCGAAAUCAACGCCAUCACUGCAUCGAACGCGGCCAUAUCCAUCGCCUUGGACUUCUGGAUCCUGGGUGUACCUCUUUGGCAGCUUUGGGGCUUGAAGCUACACUGGAAGAAGAAGGUCGGUGUAGCGCUUAUGUUCUGCGUUGGUACCUUCGUCACCGUCGUCAGCAUCCUGCGUUUACAAGCCUUGGUUCACUUUGCCGCUUCCUCGAACGUGAGCUGGGAGUUUUACGACGUCUCGAUGUGGAGCACGAUUGAAAUCUGUGUCGGCAUCAUGUGCGCCUGCCUCCCGACCCUCCGUCUUCUCCUGGUCAGACUCUUCCCCAUUCUGGGCGGCUCAUCGGCACGCAGCCGUCAAUACUACAACUACGGCAGCAACAACGAACUCAGGAACGUCAGUCAAAAGCACAAGUCGUACAACUUGAACACGGCUAUAUCGAGCCCUCGUUCAGAGUCGUUCGAUACGAAAGUGGAAGACGGCAUCAGAGUCAAGACAUCAUAUCACGUGAAACACAGCCAUAGUCAAGGAGACACAGAUGAGGCUAGCUUGGUUAGCUAUGAGGGAAAGCGGAGGCCAUAG
Messenger RNA from Alternaria conjuncta, 1023 nucleotides. RefSeq lists its product as uncharacterized. Lineage: Eukaryota; Fungi; Ascomycota; Dothideomycetes; Pleosporales; Pleosporaceae. Bases 1 to 1023 code for a protein of 340 amino acids. The transcript has 2 exons. The record is from RefSeq and is a predicted model, not a curated record.